UGGCUUCAGCAAUCUGUAGCUGUAAUUCUGGUUUCGAUAGUAUCGAUUGUCUUUUACUAUCGAUGCUUCAUUAAAAAACUGUGACCUUCCAGAUUUUUAUUAACUCCCCACUUUACCCGAGUCUAAUCAAGAUAUCUUGAGUUAAGUUUAGAGGACAAACAAGUCACAUAAUUUUGCAUCAAAAUGACGGUUAAUGAAUGGGUUCCUCAAAAUGUUGGUCUUACUCAACAUAAAUUAGCGGUGACUCGGGACUAUAUCAAUCAACCUAGAUUAUCUUACAAGACUGUAUGUGGUGUGAACGGUCCAUUGGUUAUUCUUGACGAUGUCAAAUUUCCUAUGUAUGCCGAGAUCGUCAGAUUGACCUUACCUGAUGGAACAGUUCGUUCCGGUAAAGUUCUUGAUGUUCGAGGAUCAAAGGCUGUCGUCCAAGUCUUUGAGGGUACCUCUGGAAUUGAUGCCAAGUUCACAAAUUGUGAAUUUACUGGCGAUAUUCUUCGACAACCCGUGUCUGAAGACAUGUUAGGUCGUGUUUUCAAUGGAUCCGGUAAACCCAUCGAUAGAGGUCCACCAGUAUUAGCUGAAGAUUAUCUUGACAUCGAAGGACAAGCCAUAAACCCAGAAUCUAGAACUUACCCCGAAGAGAUGAUCCAAACUGGCAUAUCAGCCAUAGAUGUAAUGAACUCAAUUGCCCGAGGUCAAAAAAUUCCAAUUUUCUCAGCAUCAGGUUUACCGCACAAUGAUAUUGCUGCACAAAUUUGUCGACAAGCAGGUCUUGUUAAAUCACCCGACAAAGAUGUACCUGAUGAUAAUUUUGCCAUUGUUUUCGCUGCAAUGGGUGUAAAUAUGGAAACAGCUAGAUUUUUCAAACAAGAUUUCGAAGAAAAUGGUUCUAUGGAAAAUGUCUGCUUGUUCCUUAACUUAGCUAACGAUCCAACUAUUGAACGUAUCAUUACUCCCCGUUUAGCUUUAACUACUGCCGAGUUUCUUGCUUACCAAUGUGGUCGUCACGUUCUUGUCAUUCUUACCGAUAUGUCAUCUUAUGCUGAAGCUUUGAGAGAAGUAUCUGCUGCUCGUGAAGAAGUUCCCGGUCGUCGUGGUUUCCCUGGUUACAUGUACACUGAUUUGGCUCAAAUUUAUGAAAGAGCUGGCCGAGUAGAAGGUCGAACUGGUUCAAUUACGCAGAUUCCUAUUCUUACCAUGCCAAACGACGAUAUUACCCAUCCUAUUCCCGAUCUCACAGGUUAUAUUACAGAGGGUCAAAUUUACGUUGACCGUCAAUUAAACAACAGACAAAUUUAUCCUCCAAUCAACGUACUUCCUUCUUUAAGUCGUCUUAUGAAAUCUGCUAUUGGUGAAAACAUGACUCGAAAAGAUCAUGCAGAUGUUUCCAACCAAUUGUAUGCUUGUUACGCUAUUGGUAAGGACGUACAAUCUAUGAAAGCUGUCAUUGGUGGUGAAGAUUUGACCCCUGAAGAUUUAUUAUAUCUUGAAUUCUUGAACAAAUUCGAGAAAAACUUUAUUUCUCAGGGUAAUUACGAAAACCGAACAAUUUUCGAGUCAUUAGAUAUUGGUUGGCAAUUGCUGAGAAUAUUCCCCCGUGACAUGUUGAAACGAAUUCCUCACAGUACCCUCAAUGAGUUCUACCCACGUCAGUCAACUGGACCAGCCCAAGCAAAAUGAUUCCUCCAUUGUUUCAUUCCUUUAUUUUUAUCUUUUGCUUCGAAUUCAAUGCUGUUAUGAAUAUUCCAGAAUGGGACUAAUAGUCUCCAGACUAAACUAUAACUAAAAAUUUACACAAGCAAUCGAUUUUAUUGGUUAUGCUUUAAUGAAAUUGAACUGUUUUUCACAGUAGAAUGCAAUCUUCAAGUUUGUUUCUUUUGGUUCAAAAUCAUGUUAUCAUAUUUAAAGAUUGAGUUUGGUUUUGCCAUCACUGGAAGAUAAACCAAAAAGUUUUUAUCAUCGGAUCCCAAAAAGCAACAACCCCUACUCACACAAUCGCUUGUUUCUUCGUCUCUCCAGAAACUUUAAUUAUUUUUUUUCACUCUCCUUUGUUUUCUAAUAACUUAAUAUUUUUUUGUUGUCUGUUCUAGACUCAAAUCAUUUGUCAAUAUAAUCAAGAAUCAGCCAAAAUGAAGAGUAAAGUUUGUUCAAUCUGUUUAAGGUAAAGAUGGGAAAAACUAAAGUUGUUGGCUCUGUGUGUAAACCAUUUUAAACGGUGUGUAUCCAAUUGAUCAGAUAUCAUCAAACAAAAAUGAUACAAAAAA
This is a messenger RNA of Tetranychus urticae (two-spotted spider mite), 2264 nucleotides long. It is a transcript of the gene Vha55, whose product is annotated as V-type proton ATPase subunit Vha55. Gene Ontology annotation, cellular component: proton-transporting V-type ATPase, V1 domain. Gene Ontology annotation, biological process: ATP metabolic process; vacuolar acidification; proton transmembrane transport. NCBI's taxonomy places the organism in Eukaryota, Metazoa, Arthropoda, Arachnida, Trombidiformes, Tetranychidae. The record is from RefSeq and is a predicted model, not a curated record. Gene Ontology annotation, molecular function: proton-transporting ATPase activity, rotational mechanism; ATP binding.